AUGAGCUCAACACGGACACCUUCCGAGACUGAAACGCUUUUACCUCGAGAUCCAUCAUCACCAUCAUCAUACGAUGAUCCCGAUCAUAAUGACUACUUAGAAAAGGACAGGCCGGUGUGCAUCGGUCAAUUCAAGAAAAAUGUCAAGAUCUGUAAGGCAUUACUAGCACCUGGGAUCUUCGGUUCCUUAGCUUUAGAAGUUGCCCAUCUAUUUAUGGCUGUUCAAGAGCAUCGCAAAAUUGUAGAUGGAGAUGAGUUCAUACGGCAGACUAAAUAUACUGCGAUGGGACUGGAUAUAUUUGGCGUGAUAGCAACAAGCUUCUUGGCUGCCUUGUAUACCCUCACUGUAUUCAAGCCAAUUAUAAUCCGUGCCAUCCUCCUAUCUCCCAUCCCAGAAAUCUCCAACCUCCUUCUGCACCGUGCACUCUGCGUGUUCAACUUCAUCCUUCUUCUCCUGCUUAUCAUCAUUCAUCCAUUACCUGGAAUAUGGUAUACCAUCCAAACCCACGAAUCUUCACCUACCUUAUCUAUUCCCAAUUCCACCCUAGUCUACUAUCUCAGAACGGCAUUUUUGUGCGCUUCGUUCCUCGUGGGCGGAAUGAUGAGGAGAGGCCCGAAAUUGUACUUCGAACCUCCAAGGUUGGGUACGGGAUUCGGACUGAACGAGGUGAGAUUGACCCAAAAGACGACUAGACCCAAAGGUGAUAGUGGAGUAAGGAUCAAGUUAAAUCCUCCUCCUGAAGAGGAGGGCGGGGUGCAUGGACACGUACCUUUGUCUGGAAUCACCAUCGGAAGCUCUGAGGAAGAUAUCAUUGGAUCGGUGGAGGAAGGCGAAGGAGAAGAACAGAGUAAUGUAUUGGAUUAUGACAAUUCAUCGAUGUUGAGUUUCAUCUUUCUUGGUUAUAUUGGUAAUUUAGCUUACACAUCAAUGAAAGUUGAAAGUCUGGUCCAAGACGAUUUGCCUCUACUGGAAGAAAGGACUAGAAAUAGCGGUAUAACAGAGAAUGUCUUUUCUACGGAUGAUAAGAAUAAAGCUCAUCUCAAUAUUCAUAAAGUGACAGGGUGGGAUCUGGUUAAAUCGAUGUGGAGAGGUAAAGGGACAGCUGUAUUUAUUACUGCUGCCUUGGAGAUAUUUAGGAACCUCAUCAGUUUCGUUCAGAUCGCUGCGAUGCAUGAGAUCAUACAGUCGUUCAAAGAGCCUAAAGGGUCAGAUAAGAGUUAUGCGCAUUUGAUGUGCUGGGGUCUGUUGGUCGGUCAAGCGGUUGAAGUUUUGCUGUCUUCGUAUUUAUACGUACGAGAGAAUUACCUCCUCCAUAUACCGAUCAGGAUGAAUCUUAGUUCUUUGCUGUUGUCGAAAAUUCUACGAACAACGGAUGCGAAAGCUCUUGAAGCGCAUAAUGUUUCUCCCGGCGAUAAAGCAGAUGGUAAUCAGGGUAGAAGUCAAGUCAUGAACUUAUUCACUAUUGAUACUGGUAUAGUCGCCUCGAUGGCUACUCACAUUUGGGGUUUCGGUAACGGUAUGAUCACCUUGUUCAUUGGUGUUGGCAUGCUUUACGGUAUGCUAGGGGUGAGCGCGUUAGUCGGUAUAGCUUGUAUACCUUUGAGUAUGCCACUGUCGUAUCUGGUUUCGAAACUUAUCUAUCGCUGUGACAAAGAAUGGGCAAGAGCGAGAGAUGCUAGAACCGGUGCUCUGAAGGAGUUCCUAUUAGGUAUCAAAGUGAUCAAGCUCAAUGCGUUCGAGCCAUACUUUAUGAGUAGAAUCCGUCGGUUGCGUGAGGAGGAAGUCAGUUGGCAACGAUGGCGAUACACGUUAGGGACUAGCUUUAACAUUCUGGCAGAACAGCUGCCAAUAAUUGCUCUUCUGGUCAUGUUCGGCUUUCAUACUAAGGUAUUGCAUAGAUCGCUUGAUCCUGCCACUGCAUUUGUAGCUUUAAAUAUUUUCUAUCGGGUGAAGGACGGUCUCGGUACAUUCCCAAUGAUCAUCCAGGUAUUCCUUCAAAAUAAAGUAUCCAGCGAUCGUCUAAGUAGAUACUUGAGCCAGCCAGAAAUCGAUAAAUCUCAGUGGGAGAAUGCCUCUACUCGAAUCAUCUGUGAUCACGCUACUAUCGGGUGGCCUUCUGCCAAACAAGCUGUUACUGAUGAUGAAACUCCGAGGUUUAAGCUGCAGGAUAUUGAUGUUGAGAUCCCGGAAGGGAAGUUAACAUUGCUAUGCGGACCCCUAGGAUCUGGGAAAACAUUAUUGCUUCGAGCUUUCCUCGGAGAAGCCAAUAUCGAAUCAGGAGCGGUUCUUGCUCCUCGCUCAUUACCUGAUUCGACACCUGUCUAUCCUCGAAAUCGUCAGUGGACCACUGAAGAAUGGUUGUCCGAUUCUAUCGCCUAUGCACCUCAGCAAAGCUUCAUUAGACAUGGGUCCAUACGUGACAAUGUCCUCUUUGGUCAGCCCAUGUGGAGAGAGAGAUAUCGUGAAGCGCUGAGACAGGCUGCAUUGAUGCCUGAUUUGGAGCUGUUCAGCGAAGGCGAUUUGACUGAAGUUGGCGAAAAUGGUGUAACUUUGAGUGGUGGGCAGAAAGCGAGAGUCAACUUGGCAAGAUGUCUGUAUUCGCCCGCAAAGACAGUCUAUCUGGACGACAUCUUGUCAGCUGUCGACGCUCAUACGGCCCAAUACAUCUGUAAUGAGUGUCUGAAUGGCUUCUUACUCCGAGAUCGUACGGUCGUUCUGGUCAGUCAUCAUGUAUCUCUGGUACUCCCAAUCUCCAACUACAUCAUUUCAUUAAGUAAAGGUGGACAAGUAGAACAAGCAUGUCCGGCAAGCGAGGUAUCGUACUCCAACUUGGUUGACAUCGCACCGGCCGAAUUAUCAAUCGAUGAACCGUCGGAAUCACCAGGGGUAGCCAAAACUGCCCCUUAUCGUCGCCAAUCGCAUCAUUUCGAAGAAAGAGACGAAUUCAGUGGUGUAGCCCGGCAUCUCUACAGAGAAGAACACAAGUCAGUAGGGAGGGUAGCGUCAAACCAUUACCUUAUGGUAUUCCGAUCUGCUGGAGGGUUCUGGUACUGGUCUGCGUUAGCUUUGGUAUAUGGGAUCUACCGGCUUGUGGCUGUUGCACGAACAUUUUGGUUGGAAAAAUGGACUUCUGAUCCUGAACAAUCACAUAUCAACUAUUAUCUCAUGGUCUACGCCGGAAUCUCAGCUGGGUGUAUAGCCUUGGGUUCAUUCAAAUGGGUUUGGUUAUACGGUAUUCGAAAUGUUGGUUUCUACAGUGCUGGAAGUAAGAAAAUCCAUGAAUCCCUACUUUCAAAGGUCUUCCAAGCGCCAUUGCAGUUCUUCGAAACUACCCCUCAUGGGAGGCUGUUGAAUAUUUUUGGACAGGAUGUAUAUAGGUUGGAUUCUCAGUCGGCUGAUGGGUUUGGACGUCUCGGACUAGCUACAGCAGCCGGUGUAGUCUUCGUCAAGACGCCUAUCAUCUCUCUUGUCGCGCUCAUAUGGGGUAUACCUUUUGUCUGGAUCAGUAAUCAACUGAACAAGCUUCGAGCGGAUAUCCGACGAUUGACCGCGACUGCUUCGUCCCCUCUGUAUUCACUUUACAAUGAGACCAUCGAUGGAGUUGUGAUGGUAAGAGCAUUCGGCCAGAACAAGCUUAUGAUGCAUUCUAUGAAAGUGAUCAAUAAUCGAGAACGGGUGACAUGGUUCGCGGCUUGGGCAGUGUAUAACUGGGUUCGAGCUGUUAUUAGGUCAUUCGCCAGUGUCGUAGUCGCUGCUACGGCUUUUGCGUUGAUCCGACAGGACUUGUCAGCUUCACAAGCGGGAUUAAUAUUAAACUUUGCAUUGACCGUAUCUACAGGAAUCUUCAGCUGGGUCGAGCAAUAUAGUAACCUCGAAGAAACAUUCGUUAGCGCCGAACGGAUCAAUCACUAUAUCACCAUGCCGGACGAAGAAUCGAGAGAAGGCAUGAUACCGGAAAGAUCAUGGCCUAGUCGCGGUGAAGUCAAAGUUCAGAACCUUCAAGUGAGAUAUGCACCGGAUCUUCCGGAAGUUCUGAAAGGUGUAUCGUUCAGCAUCAAACCUGGCAUGCGAGUCGGUUUGGUCGGGGCUACCGGAUCUGGGAAAUCGACUUUGGCUCUCAGUUUGUUUAGAGCGAUUGAACCUCAUGGUGGUACGAUCACCAUCGAUGAUAUCGAUAUCAGUCAAGUGGCUUUGCCAGAACUGAGAAAACGGCUCAAUAUGGUGGCUCAAGAUGGGAUGCUGUGUAGUGGUACUCUGAGGGAUGCCUUGGAUGUAAUGGGUACCAGAGAUGAUUAUGAGAUUUACGAGGCUCUUCGUCGAGUACAUCUCUUAUCGGAUAGCUUAAGCAAAGAUGAAUUGGAUAAUAACCCAUUCGCGAACCUCGAGACUUUUGUUGCGAUCGAGGGGGGAAAUUUCAGUCAAGGGCAAAGACAAUUACUGUGUCUUGCUAGGGCAUUGUUGAAGAGGUCCAAGAUUCUUGUCAUGGAUGAAGCCACUUCAUCCGUUGAUUUUGAGAUGGACGCCAAGAUCACCGCUACAAUCAAAGAAUGUUUUGCCGACACCACAAUGCUAGUCAUUGCACAUCGUCUAGCCACUAUCAUGCAAUAUGAUCGGGUCUUAGUCUUGGAUCAAGGUCAAAUCGUCGAGUCUGGUGAACCCCUCAAAUUGAUGGAAGAUCCUACUACGAUUUUCUACGGGCUAUGCAUGGCUCAAGGUGAAGAAGAAUUUAAUAAUCUUCUCACCAUUGCUCGUGCUUAA
Molecule: messenger RNA, 4758 nt
Organism: Kwoniella mangroviensis CBS 8507
Lineage: Eukaryota; Fungi; Basidiomycota; Tremellomycetes; Tremellales; Cryptococcaceae
Exons: 31
Coding region: 1-4758 (1585 amino acids)
Biological process (GO): transmembrane transport
Cellular component (GO): membrane
Molecular function (GO): ABC-type transporter activity; ATP binding; ATP hydrolysis activity
Source: RefSeq, a predicted model, not a curated record